Messenger RNA from Pocillopora meandrina, 2123 nucleotides. The record is from the annotation of a GenBank genome assembly. Lineage: Eukaryota; Metazoa; Cnidaria; Anthozoa; Scleractinia; Pocilloporidae.
AUGGACGAAGCAGGCGUCAGGAAAGUAAUCGCUGAAAACAACAGAGAUCUUAUCGUUCAGAUCAAAGAUCUCGUAAAUACUUCGAUUUCUGACCUCAAGCGUUCUAACGAAUCUAUCGCUUCCCAGCAGAUGUCAGAGAUUAAAAGGUUGAAACGCGAUUCCGUUCCUCACUUCAACAAAAAGAGCAACGAGGAGCAGUACAAAGCUAACAAAGCUAUUAAAGAUGCUGUUGAAGACGCCCAGAUUGCCCUCGAAAGGAACGACGUCGAGAAGAUCAAACAAGCCUUGGAUAAAGGUAUGGAGCUGCUUCAAGAGCGUCAAAAAUUAAUUUUACUGGCUAAUAAAUCACAGUGCGGGUGGAAGACGGUCCUCGAAUACAAGCACCAUGAUCUCGCAGACGACGAAGAAGAUGAGAAAAAGAUAUACAGGGCCGAAUCCAGAGCAGCUAGGUCCACGAAGCGUUUCACAUCUCGCUCGACCCGGCAAAGAAGUAAUGUUACAUCGACUUCAACAACUCCGCAGUUUUCCGCCUCACAGCUGCCCAAUUUGUUUUCGCGUGUAAACCCGCAGCUUUCGUCUCAGAGAUCGAGGAGUCAUUGAGAGCCCAAACAGUCACGUGGUUUACGGAUAAUCAGAACGUUGUCCGGAUCGUUAAUUCAGGGUCUAAGACUCCAGCAUUACAAGAGCUUGCAAUGGAUAUCCAUCGUAGUUGUUUGCCUAGUGCUAUUAACAUCGAUAUGCAAUGGAUCCCAAGAGACCUAAAUAGUGCGGCGGACGAUAUAAGCAAUUUCAUUGAUUAUGACGACUACACGAUCAACGAUACGGUCUUCAGUGUUCUUGACGACUUAUGGGGUCCACAUACCUGCGAUAGGUUCGCUUGUUCCUACAAUGCCAAAGUCCAAUGCUUUAAUUCUAGGUUUUACCAGCCUGGUUCGAGUGGCGUUAAUGCGUUUUCUCAGGAUUGGUCUCAUCAUAAUAACUGGCUGUGUCCCCCUGUGUAUUUAACGUGUAAAGUUAUUAAGCAUAUGGAGCUGUGCUGUGCUCAAGGAACUCUGAUCGUUCCCCUUUGGAAGUCAGCCCACUUCUGGCCCAUCCUGUGUUCGGAUGGUUUCCAUUGGAGUACAUUUAUCCAUGACUGGGUUAUCCUGCCUAACUUUCCUAAUUUGUUCAUUAGAGGAAAAGCUAAGAACUCUAUUUUUGGUAGUAAGCCAUUGGCUUUCGUUUCGUUAGCUCUACGUCUUGACUUUAGCUUCAUUCCCAGAUUAGAUUCCGAGUUAUCUCGUAAAAGCUUUCUAGUUCCUUGUGUUUGAUUCCAUUCGGGCUAGAGUUCGCUGCUGUUUCCACUAUGUACCGAUAAGGCGUAUUAUAUUUGCGCGAAGUACUUAUUAUUUGUUGAUAAUCAUUUUCUAAGUUAAACGUGUUAGGCCUUAGAGAGGCAUCCAGGAGAGGCCCUAGAGGGGCGAUUUGUCAUAUGUAUUUUCAUUUUGUACCCUAGAGGGGUAUUUUCUGUUGGCAUUGUGCAAACGCCCUAGAGGGCUACGUCCACUAGAAUAGCAUGUUUUUUUCUCUUGUAUCGUUUUACGCAGAAGUGUAUUGCCUGAUCGGCAAAGUGGUCUUCCUGAGUGAAGACAGUGAGUUAAAUGUAAAUUCAGCAUUGUGUGCAUUGCUGCCUGUCUCAUUGAUAUUUUUAUAUUCGCCUUGCCAGUCAGCCAAUAGUCAAUAGAAAGGAGCCCCUGGACGCCCACCACCUCAAGGUCCUUGCUGCAGAGACUAAUCUAGAAGACCUUUUACAAUUACGAAAUUUAGUUAUGUUCAUUCUCGCAUUUUCCGGUUUUCUUAGAAGUUCCGAGUUAUGCGUUAUGCGUAGCAGAGAUGUUCAGUUUAACGAGGGUUACAUUACAAUCAGCAUAGAGAAAAGCAAGACGGACCAACUGAGGGAGGGCAGGUCGGUCGUUAUCGCUGAGUCCUCAUCUAUCACGUGUCCCUGUUCUUUACUUAAGCUGUAUAUGCAUAAGGCCCAGAUUCCUAAAAAUUCAGACGAGUAUCUUUUUAGGGCCAUUUCAGCUUCGGGCAAUCACAAGCGCCUUAUCUCUGUAAACAAGCCGAUUUGUUAUUCUACCUAG